Paramecium pentaurelia is the source of this 2888-nucleotide messenger RNA. NCBI's taxonomy places the organism in Eukaryota, Ciliophora, Oligohymenophorea, Peniculida, Parameciidae. The record is from the annotation of a GenBank genome assembly.
AUGAGUUUUCAUUACACAAACUAUUAAUCUAUUUAAGUAAAUAAAGAUCGAAUUGAUACAUAAAGAGAACUGGAUCAUUAAUUUACUAGAGUAGCAGCUAGAAAAAAUAGUAUGGCCAUAAAAACAAAAAGUAUAGGUCAAAGAAUUUUAAAUUUUGUUGGCAAAUAGAUGUCUGUCGAUUAUUAAGAGCGAUUAGUUUUAAAAAGUUUAUAAGCAUAAAAUGUAAAUGCUAAGAAAUUUAUUGAAAUCCUUUUAAAGCAAAAACAUAAUCUUAAAAAUUUAAAACAUAAACAUUUAUAAAUCAUUAAUGAUAAAGCCUUAGGAAAUAUUGAUAAAAUAUCAACAUAAUCAAGUUUUAAAAUCUUUAUAGAUAAAUUGUUAAAAAAAAGACUUUUGAGAAUUUUUAAACCAAUUGUAGAAUGUUUCAGUCAUUGUAUAAUUGCAAUUCCUUUAUUGUAUCCAGAAAACAGAAGAAUUAUUCUUUGGGAUAUUAUUGCAAUUUUAUCGAAACUAUAUUUUCUGUAUUUAAUUCCUUUAGAAUUGGCUUGGACAAAUCAAUCAUUAAUGUUUAAUCGUUAUUACACAUCCACUAUAGUGAUGCUAAUUAUAUUAUUCAUUGAUUUCUUAAUUGGACUAAAUACUGCUUAUUAUAAUGCAGGAUCACUUAUUAUUGAUAGGUUGGAAAUCUUUAAACAUUAAAUUAGAAAGUCCUAUGGUUUGGAAUGGAUUUCUACUUUAAUAUUAGCUGCUAUUUUUAUAGUAUUUAAAUCUCUUGAAAUUACUACAAUUAAUGUGACUUAAAAUCCUAGUUAUUUAAUUUUACUGACAGUAUUAUCACAUUAAACAAGCGUACAUUAUAAAGCUAGUGAAUAUGAAUUAGCUUUGAAUUUAUCCAAGAAAGCCUCAAGUUACUUAGAAUUAUUAAAAUUUUUGUUAUUAUUAUUUUAUGUCAUUCACUUGUUUUCUUGCUUAUGGUUCUGGGUAUUUUUACAUUUUUAAAUUAGGUUGGUAAUUAUAGUCGAGAGAAUUAUUAAUUGAACUGGUUAGAUUCUUUAAAAGAUAUUCCAAUUUUGGAUUGGACAGAUGAAUACUUAUAAUCAUUUUAUUAUACUUGUGUAACAAUGUUUACAAUAGGAUAUGGAGAUAUUGCUCCAUAAAGUGGAUUAGAAAAAUCAAUUUGCAUCUUUCUUAUUUUAAUAUCAAGUAUUCAAUUGCCCUAUUCUAUAAAUACGGUUGGUUCAAUAAUUGAGAAAAUAACAGAUUAUGGAGAGGACACAAAAAAUAAGUUAAGAACCAUUAAUAGCUAUAUGAAUAAAAAAAAAGUGCCAUAUUAUUUGUAGAAUUAAAUUAGAUAAUAUUUAAAUCAUUAUUGGGAAUCAAUAGAAGGUUAGGAUACUGAAGAAGAAAAAGUGAUUAUUUCUUAAUUAUCAGAAAAUCUAAGAGAAUAAUUAAUUAUACAAGCUAAUAGUCAAAUAUUUUCUAAGGUACCUCUAUUAUAAAAGAACUUUAGCAUUUAAUUUCAACAGAAUUUAUUAAAGAAAAUUAAUUCCUUAUAACUUUAACCUGAAUAAAUAAUUGAUCUUGAUAACAGUGAUAUUAAAUUUUAUUUUGUCGACGAAGGUGAAAUAGAUGUUUUAAUGGAAUCAGGCCAAAUAAUAUAAAAAGCAAAAAAAGAUGAUGUCUUUGGAUUAAAAAACUUAUUUAUAGGAAAUAUUAUUAAAAAUAAGAAACUAAAAAGUGUAGGAUUUACUAAACUAUUAGUAUUAUCUAGAAAUGACUUUUUGUAGGAGCUAAAAGAUUUUCCAAAUGAUUACGAAAAGUUUUGCCAUAUCAAAGAUGAUUUAAUAUAUAAUUACAAAUCUUCUUAUAUUCACAGACUAUGUGAAUCUUGCUCAUCUUAAGCACAUGAAAUAAAUCUUUGCCCUUUGCUUCAUUUUAUUCCUUAAAAAGAUCUUAUCAUAAAGCGAUAUUAAUAUGCUUUGUUUUAAUAAAGAAAAGUAUUUUGCAGAAGACCCUUUAAGUCUUAGAGAUUGGAAAAUGAUUAAAUAGACAAUUUAGAUUUUAAUGAAAUCAAAUAAUAAUUUAUAAAGAAAUAUCACCUUCCUCAGUAAUAAUAAACUACCAGUAAUAACAUUAAUACUAUGUCAUUCUAAAAUGGAACCCCAGAAGAUUUUAAAGAAUCAAAAGAAUCAAAAAUAGAAUAUUAAUUGAGUUCUACAGCAUAAGUCAGUUUAAAAAGAGAUUCAAUGUUGGCAUUAUCAUAGAUUCCAGGAGAUCAUAUAGAAUAAAUAAAAAGAACUAUAAAUAAUCAUAAUCGACUAAGAACUAAUAAACAAAUUAACAAUAAGCAAAUAGAUUAUUAAUUAGAUGGAAUGGGGAUAUUAAAAUAGAAUAGUCUUGCUUCAAGAAGAUAAUCCCAAGGAUUAAACAUAUUAAAUAUUUAUUAAUUAGGUUUGAAUAAUUAAAACAAUAAUAAUAAUUUUAAAUAAAACUAUGCUUAAGAAUUACUUACUAGUUCUAUCAAUGAAAUAAAUUUAGAUGAUGAAUUAAAAUAGAGAUAUGAAAACUUAAAAUUAAUAAAAAGUAUGAAUACUUUUGAUAAGGAAUCUAUUGAAUUAUUAUAUUUUAAAUAGCAAAAUCUCUAAAAGUAUAUGAAAAAAGGAUUAACAGAAUUUGAAGUAAGCAAAAUCUUUCAUGAUUAUUAUCCUUAACAUAAUGUUGAUAGAUAAUUAAGAAGAAUUAAUAAAAAUAACAAUUUUUAACUAUAAGAUCUGAUUAAAAAAUAUAUUUCAUAUUUACAAUAUCCUGCAGAGUUUAUUAAGACUUAUAAUGUGUCACAUUCUUAUAAAUAUGGUGGCAUAAGAAUUACAGAGGAGGAAAAUGUUUGA